Molecule: messenger RNA, 1655 nt
Organism: Papaver somniferum (opium poppy)
Lineage: Eukaryota; Viridiplantae; Streptophyta; Magnoliopsida; Ranunculales; Papaveraceae
Product: pentatricopeptide repeat-containing protein At5g66520-like
Exons: 1
Coding region: 1-1620 (539 amino acids)
Biological process (GO): RNA modification
Molecular function (GO): protein binding; RNA binding
Source: RefSeq, a predicted model, not a curated record
AUGCGCUCACUUAACCAUGCGACUCUCAUCUUUGCUUCUAAGCUCUUCCACUCAACCAAGUCCAUAGAGCAAAAAACAAUAUUUCUUCUCCAUAAUUCAACUAAACUCAAUCAUCUUCUCCAAAUCCAUGCUUUUACCAUCAAAACCUCCCUUGAUCAAAGCAAUUUUAUACUAGCCAAAUUCUUGGGUCAAUUGUUUUCGUGUUCUUCAUUCAAAAAUUUACCCUACGCACGUUCCUUAUUCGACCGUAUUCCUUCACCUGAUACUUUCAUAUGGAACUCGAUGAUCCGAGCUUACUUAAAUGCCCAAAACCCUCGAGAAUCUACAUCUCUUUUUUUCCAAAUGCGGAUCCGGGAAGACAUUGUUGUUGAUAGUUUUAGUCUUUCGCUUGUUCUUCAAGCUUGUGGAAGAUCAGUAAAUGAUAGAGAUGGUAAAAGGAUACAUACUCAUGUCUGGAAACUUGGGUUUCUUUCAGAUUUGUUUGUGCAGACUGCUCUUAUUGAAAUGUAUGCAAAAUGUGGUACAUUGGAUAUUGCAGAGGAAGUGCUAAAUGAAAUGUGUGAACCGGAUUUAGUUUCUUAUAAUGUUAUGUUAGCUGAGUAUGUUCGGGUUGGUGAGAUUGAAUCAGCUCGGUGUUUGUUUGAUAAAAUGCCUGAAAAGGAUUUGGUUUCAUGGAACACAUUGAUUCAUGGGUUCACUGCAGCUGGAAUUAUAGGGGAUGCAAGACAAUUGUUUGUUACAAAGAGAGAAUCUAAUGAAGCACUGAGGUUGUUUCAUGAAAUGCAGUUAGCCAAUGUAAAACCUGAUAAAGUUACCAUGGUUUGUGUACUGUCAGCUUGUGGCGAACUGGGUGCAUUAAACAUGGGUAAAAUGAUUCAUGAAUAUAUUAAACGAAACUAUAUCGAGGUUGAUCUGAAACUUGGGACUUCUUUAGUUGAUAUGUAUGCAAAAUGUGGAGAUAUUGCAAAUUCUCUCGAAGUGUUUAAUAAGAUGGGUUUAAAGGAUGUCUUAACUUGGAGUGCGAUGAUUAUAGGACUUGCAAACCAUGGAUUUGCAGAGCUUUCUCUUGAUCAUUUCUCCAAGAUGAUAUCAGAGGGGUUUAAACCCAAUGGUGUUACGUUUGUAGGAGUUUUAAGCGCAUGUAGCCAUGCUGGUUUAGUUGAUAUGGGAUGGAAAUAUUUCCGAUCCAUGAGCGAUAUCCAUCGAAUUGAACCCAAGAUUGAACAUUAUGGAUGCAUGGUUGAUCUUUUAGGUCGAGCAGGAUGCCUCAAAGAGGCAAGAGAGCUCAUUAGAAGUAUGCCAUUUUCACCAGAUGCUGUUGUUUGGAGGGCGCUUCUUGGUGGUUGUAGAAUCUACAAGAAUAUACAAUUAGCUGAAGAAGCUGCUGCCAAUCUUCUGCAACUAGAACCUCAAGUAGAUGAAAAUUACAUUCUCUUAUCAAAUGUAUAUUCCGAAGCCAAGAACUGGGACAAGGUAAUUAACACAAGAAAGAUGAUGAAAGGUGGGAACAUUCAGAAACUUGCCCCCGGAAGUAGUUCAAUAGAAGUUGACAAUGGUGUAUAUGAAUUCAUUGCAGAUGAUGAAUCACACCCGAAAUCAACUAAACAUUGGCAUACAUGAGCCAACAAAAUCUUCAUUUCUACUAGACAUGGGUU